CAAGCAGUUUGUAUCUGUUGAGCCCUAACACUGAUGCUCUGAUAUUUAGCUGCAGCAGAAAAAUAGUACGGGAAUAAAAAGUUGGUUUAUCAACAGACAGACUGUUAAACUGAUGACCAAGUCCACACAUAAAUUUCCCGCGACCCAAUUGGGUCUUGACAGCUGGUGGUACAAUUUAAAACGAUACAAUCUGAAAGUCGACAGUCAACCAAGUUUCCACCAAACUACUGUUCAACGUCACACACACCAGCCAUGCUAAGUAAUGCCCAAACCCCACGAUCGGCAGCAACUAAACAAAUUAAAACCGGGAUUAACCUCUGGAAGCCUGAAAUCUCAAAGUUAAUCUUGGAACUUGUUGAAAAACAUGGCAAUAAACAAGAAACGGAAAGAGUGAGAGCCUGGAUAAACGAUCCUAAUACCAUUCCUACGGGAGGUUUUACAGUUGCUGUAACCCUGGUUGGCUAUGCUGUCGGCAACGUGCCAGGUUCAAUGAUGUGUUUAGGUAAAUUAGGUCAAUACCGCAUUCCGUUUUUUCCGAUUGUCAAGAGUUUGAUAAUCCGAGAAGUGGAUUUUAGUGAGAAAGAGAAGAUAGCAGGAGAGUACAUAAGAGACCUGUUUAAAGACGCAACAUAUAAAGAUGAUCUAAAAGAGCUUUACAAGAAAUGGAAAAGAGCAAGAAGAAAUGCCAUACAAAGUUUGAGAGAUAUUGCAGAUGAGAUGAGUGAUGACAGGAAGAAUGCAAAUAUUGCUAAGGUAGUUGGUUCUUCCGUGUCUGCUGUAGGAACAGCAGCUGCAGUAGGGGCAACGGCAUUAGCGAUAGUUACUCCUGGUGGUAUUGCUGCAGCAGGAGCAAUUGCAGCACUUGGAGGAGCAACAAAUAUUGGAGCAGAUAUUGUUGCAGAUAAAUUGGCUGUCAGAGCCGAAACAAAAUCUGAGCAAAUUUUAAGUGAUCAAGCUAAGAGCACCGAAGAUUUUAUGAAGCUACUGAAUGAAUACAAGAAACACACAGAAAAUCAUCUAAAGACAGCUAAAAUGUUCGGUGACGUACUUGUGCGCUUUAGAAAGCUGCACGAAACCAGAGUGAGGGUAACUAUUGGCAUAGGUGAUGCGGUCGAAGAAGAACUCGGGUUUGUAAAAUCGUUUGUGAAAGGUAAGAAGACUAACAUAACUAGACAUUUUGUUGGUUUUGUUUCAACAAAUUCAUAAACUACCUGGUUAUAAUUGCCACAUUCCCUUAAUUUUUAU
Molecule: messenger RNA, 1245 nt
Organism: Anneissia japonica
Lineage: Eukaryota; Metazoa; Echinodermata; Crinoidea; Comatulida; Comatulidae
Exons: 5
Coding region: 253-1206 (317 amino acids)
Biological process (GO): lipid transport; lipoprotein metabolic process
Cellular component (GO): extracellular region; membrane
Molecular function (GO): lipid binding
Source: RefSeq, a predicted model, not a curated record